UAGAAUUAAAAUUGAAGACGACACACCUUUAUUUCACGUCGGAGAAGUCUUUCUUUAUAAAUAUAAUCAUUUGUUACUGUUAGUGGAAUUUGUUUCUUGGUGUGCAAAAAUCCUUUGCUUUAGGGUUUGCAAUUUAGACCCCUCUACUCUAUCAAAGAUCAAGUUUUUUCUCGCAAUCAGAAAAGCUGGCAAAAACAGGAUGGCUGAUGAUAUUACCAAAGAAAAUCCCGACGAGAAGGUGAAGAUCACUUACAGACCUCCUGCAGAACGUUCGUUGCAAGAAAUAGUGGAGGCUGAUCAAGAAGAUAAGAGUCUUAGAAAAUACAAAGAAAACCUUUUAGGAACAGCUGCAAAGGAAGUUGUUGUUGUAGAUUCAGCAAAUCCAAACAGGGUUCUUGUUAAAGCACUUGCCCUUGUGGUUGACGGUCGACCUGAUUUAAAUCUGGAUCUUUCAGGUAACUUGGAUGAUCUUAAGAAGAAGGUCUUUAUUGUAAAAGAAGGAAUUCAAUACAGGAUUCGAAUUGACUUUUUUGUGCAACGUGAAAUCGUGACUGGCCUAAAAUAUGUUCAGAGGAUUUUGAGAUAUGGAGCUGAAGUUGAAACGAUCACUCACAUGGUCGGAAGCUACGGUCCAAAACUUGAACUUCAGUCAUUCAUCACACAACCGGAAGAGAUGCCGUCUGGGGUGGCUGCUAGAGGGAAGUACAUUGUUAAGUCCUUAUUCACCGAUGAUGACAGAAACGAACACUUGAAAUGGGAGUGGUGCUUUGAAAUAGAGAAAGACUGGGAGUAAAUGAAGAGUACGAUAAAGUUCCGCGUGCAGGCUUAAACUUUUGACGGUUAUGUGAGGACACAUUCCAGUCUAGUAUUUCCUGUUGUUUGGUUUAUGCUUAUUGUUAAGGUGCUUUGAAGAAAUAGUUUAUAAAUAGCUUAAAGACAAAAACUGAUUAAAUCCAUCUGUGCGUGUGUUCUGUACAGAAUGGUCGUCGUUUUUGGUGACCUAAUUACCGAGGGAUACCAGCUUUAUUAUCGAAGCUGUUCUCUUGUUAUUCUGUUCAUAUUUGAUGAAGUAAGGUUUCUGGUGCUUGUCUGCUCUGCACAUAGUUUAUGGUUAGAUAGAGCCUGUUGUGGAAAUUUGUUAUUGUCAGGCUGGAAGUUGAGGUUACUGAGAAGAAGGGUAUUUCGCAACCUGAUACUAGUUGGUCUACCUAGAAUUUUGUUUGCAAUAGGUAAAACUCGUGUUCGCAUAUUCAGGAUCGAGUUUAUGUGGAUCCCUAAAUUUUACCUCUUGGUAGCAAAGUUUCUAUUUAUUUUGAUCGUCACAUGAUCAUUUUCAAAAGAGAGACAAAUUUCAUGUGCUACAUAUGUCAUGUUAACAUGAUUUUCUUGGUUUACUUCAAAAUACAUUGAGAUUUUUUUUUUUUGAUAGUUAUAAUGUCACCGAAACAAACUCUCAUAUUAACUUGUACUUCUGGUUAAUGAAGUUAAAUGGGAGACGUCCACACUGAGGAUUUUUUUAUUAUCCUUAUUAUGUAGUUUACAUCUUUCUAUUGAAGUUUUUGUUCUGGUGUGGUAUGAUUUUUACAUGUAAUGUUAAAUGCACUUUUAUUUUCUGCAUUAUGUCCAUCAUAAGUUUUUGUACCAAAGAAAGUUUAGAAAACCUCCCCGUCCUUUGACUUUUGUAAGGUUUUAUACCUCAAAAACACUGAUAUUUCUAUGCUCUUAUUCCACAGAAUUUAGGGUUACACAUAACGUAUAUUUUGAAUACUGCUACAGAAAGUAAUUUUAUUUUGGUAAAGGUUUGUCCUUCAUUUCUACUCUUAAAAUUUUAAACUAAACAAUAUGGUGUUUUAAAAACUAUUAAAGAUAAUAUUUACGAAGGUUUGAAGUCCUUUUAAUCCACCAUUUAGUAAUUCUGGUUAUUAACCAGCGAGUUAAAGGGACUUAAAAACUUCAUGAAUAAUAUAUACACACCACCGUUGUAAGAAGACUAUCUUUAUUUCUUUGGUUAGCUGACCCAAGCUGUGCUUACGGCCGUGAAUAGGUGAGAUUCCUGUCCACAGCAGAGGGUCAAGGAAUAAAUUAGGCCUCUCCGUCACAAUUAUAUUUUCAAUUUUACCUUUGGUGAAGAUAAAUCUUUAAUAUUGUAUUUUGAAUACAUUUUAAUAUACUUUUAACUAACAUGAACAAUGAAGCAGCAGUUCAGAACUUUUAAAAGCUUCCUGUUUCAAAGUUUAAUUAUUACAAGAAUUGGUAUCUAGAAAGAGUAGCACCAAAUUGUGUUGGUAAUGUUUUUGGAAAAGAAAAGCUUUUUCCCAAAGUUUGAGUAUAACAGUGAAGCUACGACAGAUGCCAAGUUAUUUUCCAUGAGCUUGUAUAGUAGUUUGAACUGUUAACCAAUGCAAGUGAUUUCUGUUCACUUGUAAAACGAUAGGGGGGAAAAAAUAACAUUUAUGCAAGGCCUAAAAUUAGUUGUAACUUAGGAAAAUUGUUUCAAAUAGUUCUAUUGACAUUCUGUGAAUACAUUUCCAGUUACCAGUUGAAUACGAAAGAUUAAUGAAUGUUUUAAUUAUCCUGUACUUAUUCAGAAAUAUAAUUUUACAUUAAUGUGCAUAUUAGUUAUAAACAUGUGAAACUGACAUUCUAAUGUCAUAUGAACAAUGUUAUGGUUUUUACAAAAUGUCGAGAAAAUUUUCAAGUUAUUUAAAUAAUCUUUACUCAUCUUUUAAAUGAUAAUUUAAUACUUACGUUUUUAUUGAUUUUGCAAAACUGUGUUCUGAAAAGUACUUUCUUGAGAUCACAAAAUAUUCACUUCUGUCAAACACCACAAUAUUUUUCUUUUACAAGCACUAGAGGCAUUUUUAAUAACAACGAACAUUCUUUGAUUGCCAAUUAACGUUAUAAACUUAGAACACAACAAAAGUGAGGAUAUGUCUAGUAAGUGGCAUCCGUUGCUUUAUGUGAAAAAAAGUUGUCUACGAAGCAAGUGUUAGGCCUAAGGUCGCCGUUACGUAUUUUACGCAAAUGUUAUUCACUGUUCUGCUUCAGUAUGAGCUGUGAUUUAUUCCUCAUUUUCCAACUUGCCAAACAUUAUGAAACACCGAUAAAAAUGUUCCCUUAUUGUAAGACUUUUAAUACGGCAACCCUAAUCUGGUGGCGACUAACGUAGGACUAUCACACAAUCGGCGUCAUAUUUAUUGUGUUGCUGUUUAAGUGCUGCAAAAUGGAUUUUAGUAAAUACCACUUUUGGGUUAGUACACGUUGCACAAGAACUGUUGACAUUAUAUAAUGGCUGGGCCAAACAAGUAUUAUUGUAGUUUUUGUUAUUGAUUUACAAUUAGAGAUGUGUUUUAUGUAUCUUGAUGUUUUUUUUAUCUUUAUUUUAGCCAUGAUUGUUUAAACUAAAAGAGCCUUACAUUUAUUAAUAGAAUGAGAUAAUAUACACGUUUCUAUAUAAUUUUGUGUAUCUGUGCUUAUCCAUCUUGAUGUAUUGGAAAUUAACAUUCAAAUUGGGUGUUAAAAAGUAUUAUUAUAGUUCUGUAAUCACUGUUCUGACAAGAAAAAAAAAAAUGGUUAUAGACUUUCAUGACUAUUUAAGUUGUCAAGCAAGCACACAAGUCAUUCGGGGCGUUUUUUAAAAUGACAGAUGUAUGCGAGAAACAUAGUUAAGAGUUAUAAUGUGUCUAGUUUUACCUUGUAUACUCAAAAACAUGCUAUUUUGGAGGAAACUUAGCAAUUACUGUUGAGAGUGUUACCCUUGAUUUUCUUGUGCCCCUUUUAAAAAUCUCAUGUUUUUCAGUAAUUAUUUUGGAGAAUCAUAACCGUUAUCUUAAAUGGUAGAAGAAUGUAAUAUUGAUACAUUUAUCAUGUCACGUUAUGAUACGAGUAGUUUGUGUUAAAACUUUCUAAUAGUGAGGAAAUCAGAAAUCAACAUUGUUUUGUUGUCUAAUCAGAAUAAAGAAAAGGACUUUAAUUCUAUCUUAAGUUCAUUAGUAUUGUAUAAAACAAGUGAAAGACACUGAAGUUGUGGCUUUUAGGACAAAUCAACAUGUUUAAAUUACCAUUUUUUGUUCGAUCCAAAGUAUCCUAAUUCAAUAAAACUCGGUGGUAAGUCUGUAUGCACCAAAACUUGAGUUUUGAUACCCGCAGAGGAUAGAUAGCCCAUUGUGUAGCAUUGUGCUUAAUACAAAAUCAACAGAUCUGUUCAAUAGUGUUUGAUUCAAGUUAUAAUUUUUGCUUGUACAGAUGCUGUCUGAAAUUUAGUGUCGCACGGUCGGCAGUGAUUUUCUAAUGUAACCCAGUGUAUGGUACUUACUUUUAAAUAAAAUCUUGAUUUUGAA
Limulus polyphemus (Atlantic horseshoe crab) is the source of this 4340-nucleotide messenger RNA. RefSeq names its product rho GDP-dissociation inhibitor 1-like. The transcript has 5 exons. Gene Ontology annotation, molecular function: Rho GDP-dissociation inhibitor activity; protein binding. The coding region runs from base 200 to 793 and encodes 197 amino acids. Gene Ontology annotation, biological process: Rho protein signal transduction. The record is from RefSeq and is a predicted model, not a curated record. Gene Ontology annotation, cellular component: cytoplasm; cytosol; membrane. Lineage: Eukaryota; Metazoa; Arthropoda; Merostomata; Xiphosura; Limulidae.